AUGGCAGCCGCCGAGGAAUUGGUUGAUUUUGAUAUCAUCGAAGCACAAAAAGAAAACGUCCAAUCACUUCCCGGUGGCCGAUCAGCCAGAGAACUCGCCCGGAUAUUUUCAGCUGGUAGCAACGGUGACAAGAUCCCCUCGCCAUCGCCAAAUGGCACCAGGACUAUCAAUGACGCCGUGCGCCAAGAAUACGAGAGCGAAUUGCAGUCGAUAGGAGAAUCGGACGAUCCGCUCGAUGUUUAUGACCGUUAUGUCAAAUGGACCCUGAACGCGUAUCCCUCCGCACAAGCGACCGCAGAAUCCGGUCUUCUUCCCUUAUUGGAACGGGCAACGAAGUCAUUCCUUUCAUCAUCACACUACAAAAACGACCCUCGAUAUCUACGGUUGUGGCUUCAUUAUAUUCGACUGUUCUCCGAUGCCCCGCGCGAAACAUUUGCAUUUCUUGCCCGUCAUCAGAUCGGUGAAAGUCUGGCUCUUUUCUAUGAGGAAUUUGCCGGGUGGCUAGAGGGUGCUGGGCGGUGGUCCCAGGCCGACGAGGUGUACAGGCUUGGUAUGGACCGUGAGGCACGACCAGUUGAAAGAUUAGCACGGAAGUACAACGAGUUUCAAUUCCGAUAUGAUCAACGUCCACAAGACAUUGGGCCCUCCUCGCCUGCUUUGCCAGCUGUCCGCCCCGCGCUGGCCACUAAGAUGAACCCGUUCGAGCCAUCAGAUGCCUCUGCUGACCCACAGGCUUCACGAGCCCUGCCUCGGACAGGCGGAGCCACAAAAACCAAGUCCGGAAAACCCAAGAUGGCCAUCUUCUCAGACGCUGACUCUGCUGCACCGGGUCCCGCAACGGGUGGAUCGACAAAGGGAUGGGAAAGUAUUGGGUCAAUUCGGGAUCGCAAGAAGGAGAAUGAAGUGGAGGCAAAGCCGUGGGCAGGAGAAACAUUGAAGGCAGGGAAGAGAACAGCGCCAACACAAAAGAUGGCUAUCUUUAGGGACGAGUCCAAUCCAGAUCUUCCUUCCAAAGAACCAAUAUCACCCAAAGCGGUACCCCAACACCAUGUAAGGGAAGCCAUUAACCCACGGACCGGCCGACGUGAACGUGUAUUUGUCGACCUGGAAUCCGUUUACCCUGACCGCACCAACCCUGCACAUGAGAUGAGCUUCGAAGAGCUCAGAGCCCUCAAGCGUGGCUGGAUGAGCAAAAAUUGGCGGCAACAGAAAGAGCCCUUGCAGCAGAUCUCUGGGAAUGCUAGCAAGGAAUUACCAGAGCAUCUAGGUCAAAAUCUCACCACAGCUAAUCAUACCCAAUCUCAAUAUCAAGACGAAGGCCAUGGAGGCAAAUCCGCCAAGGCGAGCCGCACCAAGAUCAAAGGUGAAACAACGCAAACACAAACCGUCAAAAUGAAAUUUGAUUCCCCGUCCAAUAAUAAGAAGGUCCGGCGAAAGAGUACUCGGGAACCGACCAUGACCAUGCACACUCGCGCAGCGACGGAUGAGAUCUACGGCAUUUUCAACCAGCCAUUGAAGGCAGAAACCGAAGGUGAUGCAGAUAGCUUCUGCGGUAGCGAUUACGAAGAUGACGACUGCGCCAGUACUGGAGACAGUACAGGUACAGGGCACCUCUCAGCGGCUUCGAGCGACUUUGGAGACGAAGAGACCCAAACGUUCCACAAAUCCUACGAUGACACCGAUUAUGCAAACACCACACGAGCUGAGAGCGUUGAUGGCGAUGGCAGCGAUUGGACAGAGUUCAAUCCUGAUCGUGACAUCCCGGAUAUCGAAAAUGCCGAAGUCACAUUACAUUCUGUCGUGAGUGAUGGAGUGGAAAGCAGUUCGACACAAGGAACACCGGAGAGGAAAGGAUUUAUACCAGAGAUGCCCGAGGACUAUGCUCCUCCAUGGGGGACCUACCGUGACCCUGCGAUCAUGGCUCAAAACCGCCUCCCCUUUAUGACACCUAUCGUGGAGCGAACGGAAUCCAUUCCUUCUUUGACGGUUGCUCGAAACAGCAUUUAUAACGCGAAAACGCCCUCGAAGCCUCGAUCACCGGCCGGUAACUUUUUGCUUUCGAGUCCACUGGGAACAAAUACGCCGUACCAUGGAGAUAAUACUCUUGUGUCUACGGCUGACGUACCAUUCAGCCCUACGGCCUUCAAGGCACUCGCACCCAAGCUACGCAGACGCGAAGCAAUAAUUAAGGAUGUGCAGUGCAACCCCACCGAUAAGGGCAUUCGCAACACUAUUCUCAAUUCCUUGGAAAAGCCACUUGCGACGUAUACGGGUUAUCACAGUCAUGUUGAAGAUAGCAAAUUUGCUUCGAUGAUCCAGAAAUUCGUCAAAACUAACACCAGGCGAUCAAAGAGUGGCGGGAAUGAGGCAUUUGACACACCUAUCCUCGAGUUUCCCGGAGCGGAAAGAAGCUACAUUAUCAGGCGUGAGCUAGGAGCUGGUGCAUAUGCCCCUGUCUACCUCGCCGAGAGUGUCGACAGUCUGGAAUCCUACGACUCCGAUGAUAGCGCAAGCCCUAGCGGCAAGAUUUUCCAGCCGAGAAGUUCGAACGCUUAUGACAAUCCCCGGUUUGCCUUUGAAGCUGUCAAAGUCGAAAAUGGACCAUCAAGUGCAUGGGAGUUUUACAUGAUUCGCACAGCAUACAGCCGCCUACGGCAAUCUGCGGAUUAUUCUCGUGCCACAGAAAGCAUUGUUCGCGCACAUGAAUUGCAUGUCCACCAACGUGAAAGCUUCCUGGUGGAGGACUAUCGAGGGCAAGGCACCAUACUCGACCUCGUCAACAUCGUCCGCAAUGAAGCCAUUAGCUCCAAUCAUACUCCUGAAGGCGGCCUCGAGGAGGUCCUAGCAAUGUUCUUCUCAGUUGAGCUAUUGCGCACUGUCGAAGCACUCCACGCUAACGGCGUCCUCCAUGGCGACAUCAAAGCCGACAACUGCCUCGUCCGCUUAGAUGAGCACAAUCCCCAUCAACCACCCUCCAAGGCCCUCUCCCUCCUCGACCUUGGUGCCGAUGGAACCGCCUUCGAUCCCCGUGAAAGCAUCCAUUAUUCUCCAAGCGGCUCCCACGGCUGGCGAGAAAAGGGCCUGGCCUUGAUUGACUUUGGCCGCAGCAUCGACAUGCAAGCCUUCUUGCCAGGUGUCCAAUUCAUGGCUGACUGGGAAACCGGUACGCAUGAAUGCAACGAAAUCCGCGAGAUGCGCCCCUGGACCCACCAUAUCGAUUUGUAUGGUAUUGCCGGCGUGAUCCAUGUCCUUUUAUUCGGAAAAUACGUCGAAUCCACCCCUAUCAACGGCAAUAACGAAAACGCAUCAUCCCGCACCUAUCGCAUCCGCGAGUCUCUGAAACGAUACUGGGACCGCGAACUCUGGGCUGAUGUUUUCGAUCUCUUGCUGAACCCCGGUGCCGAACGCUGGCAGCGCAUCGAGCGCGAGAAUGGAGCCGAUGCAGCUCUGUCGUCUGCGCCCAUUCUGCCUGUCUUGCAUUCCAUGCGCCAUGUUCGUCGCGGCAUGGAGGAGUGGCUUCUUGCCAAUGCUGAGAAGAAGGGUCUCGCCCUUCAGAUUCGGAAGAUUGAGGCUCUACUUGCUGAGCGGAAGAAGAAAUUGGAGAGGUGA
Penicillium coprophilum is the source of this 3609-nucleotide messenger RNA. RefSeq names its product putative checkpoint protein kinase (SldA). The transcript is spliced from 4 exons. Gene Ontology annotation, biological process: mitotic spindle assembly checkpoint signaling; protein phosphorylation; meiotic sister chromatid cohesion, centromeric. Bases 1 to 3609 code for a protein of 1202 amino acids. The record is from RefSeq and is a predicted model, not a curated record. Lineage: Eukaryota; Fungi; Ascomycota; Eurotiomycetes; Eurotiales; Aspergillaceae. Gene Ontology annotation, molecular function: protein kinase activity; ATP binding.